UGCAUGCACGAGUACAUGGACAUCUACUCCGAGAUGGCCUCGCUGGAGGCGGGGGAGUUGGUCAACUCCGCCUUCGGUGGACGUUUCUGUGGACCGAUCCCACCACGCCGCCGCGUAUCCCUUCACCGAGCAGUCGCGCUCGCAUUUUUUACAGAUCAUACAUACACGCCGCCCACGCUCUUCGCAGGAACCUAUCGUUUCAUCAACGCUUCGGAGUUCGAGGUAGGGACGCCAGUCCCGAACACGAUGUGCUCGUUUAUAAUCGAGGCGAGCAAGCGGAAGACGGGGCUGCUGCUAUCGCCGACGUACCCCGGCGUCUACCCCAAGGACAUAACAUGCAACUACCAGUUCGUCGGCCAGGCGGGCCAACGCAUUCGGCUAGAAUUCCGAGACUUCGACCUGUUCUUCGGCGGACCUCACUGCCCGUUCGACUGGGUGCGCGUGUACGACGGGCCCGACAACUCGUCGGCCGUCAUCGGCACGUACUGCGGGCAGCAGCGCAACCUCGUGCUGUACUCGAGCAACGAGCGCCUACUAGUCACCUUCUUUACUUUGCCGCGAUCGGCCAACACGCAGAACCGCGGUUUCAAGGGUAUCUUCGAGUUUUCAGAGAGUUUUGUUAAGUUAGAUUUUAUAGGUAAACACGAUGCCGAGCACAUUAGGGGUUCGGAGUGCGAUCAGAAAAUUCUUAGUAAAAAGGAAUCUACAGGAUUCGUGUACCAUCCAAAUUAUCCAUUUCCUUAUAUACCAAAAGUUGUUUGUAGAUAUUUUAUAUACGGUAUGCAAGAUUCACAAAAUUUGGAGAGAGUACGAUUAGAGUUUCAGAAUUUUUCUAUACCAAAAGGAAACCAAAGCCAACUAAAGCCAGACGUAUGUGCAGAUGGCUAUCUGAAGGUAUAUUUGCGUGGCCAAGAAGCCACAGAUUCCUAUGACAAGCACGAUGCGGAAUUGUGUGGGGAGGGCUCUUCGGAUCCUCUGUUCCCUCCACCAUUACUCUCAGACGGACCUCGCCUAGUUAUGGUCUUCAGUUCUGGUGAACUCCAGGGUCGCGGUUUUAAAGCGAAAUAUACUUUUGAGACUGAAUAUCGGGUACCAGGCACGGCGGCGCCGGGUGGUGAGUGCGCGUUUACGUAUCGCUCGGAGGCGAAGAAGCGCGGCGAUUUCAACUCUCCGCGCUACCCUUCCAAUUACCCGUCGCGCACUAACUGCACGUAUACGCUGGUCGCGACGCCAAACGAGCAGGUCACCGUCGUCUUCGACCACUUCAAAGUUAGAGCUGACUCGUGGAAUGCUACUGCUGGUUUAUAUGGGGGCGCGACGUGCAGCGAGGACUGGGUGGAGGCGUGGUGGACGGGGCGCGAGGGCAGCCGCGUGCCGCUGGGCCGCUGGUGCGGGGCCGCCACGCCCGGCCCGCUGCAGUCGCCGCGCGGCGCGCUCGGCCUGCUCAUCGCGCUGCACACCGACUACGACUCCGUGGCCUCGGGGUUCAAGGCGAGAUAUGUGUUCGAGCCGGCGAAGUCAAUCUUCGGUGACUGCGGUGGCAAUGUAUCGGGCUCAUCAUGGGGCGUGGUAUCAUCCCCGCGCUACCCUCUGCCAUACGAGGCACCGUCACGCGGCGCCGCGUCACGCGUCUGCAACUGGUUCAUCACGGCGCGCCCCGGACGAAGACUGCUCAUCAACUUUGAUCACUUCGCCGUUGAAGGACAUCUUACUGAGCGCGGCUGCCCCGCGGCAGUGCUCCGGCUGUGGUACGAGAGCCCCGGGCCGCCGCUCGAGCUGUGUGGAGAGAAGGCCCCGGCCGACCGCUGGCAGUAUCUCUCCUCCUCCAACUCAAUACGACUGUCGUUCAUAAUAGCGGACAAGUCCGUGGGCGCGGGCGGCUGGCGCGCCGUGUGGACGGAGGUGACGGUGGGCGCGGGCGGGGACUGCCCCGCGGCCUGCGCCGGCGCCUGCCUGCCGCCGCGCGCCGCCUGCUCCGGCCUGCAGCACUGCGCGGGCGUGCCCGUCGCGCGCCCCGCGCACUGUUAG
Molecule: messenger RNA, 2028 nt
Organism: Melitaea cinxia (Glanville fritillary)
Lineage: Eukaryota; Metazoa; Arthropoda; Insecta; Lepidoptera; Nymphalidae
Product: dorsal-ventral patterning tolloid-like protein 1
Exons: 11
Coding region: 4-2028 (674 amino acids)
Cellular component (GO): plasma membrane
Source: RefSeq, a predicted model, not a curated record